Messenger RNA from Aphidius gifuensis, 9751 nucleotides. RefSeq names its product sex determination protein fruitless. Gene Ontology annotation, cellular component: nucleus. Gene Ontology annotation, molecular function: protein binding. Lineage: Eukaryota; Metazoa; Arthropoda; Insecta; Hymenoptera; Braconidae. The transcript has 5 exons. Bases 821 to 2059 code for a protein of 412 amino acids. The record is from RefSeq and is a predicted model, not a curated record. Gene Ontology annotation, biological process: regulation of transcription by RNA polymerase II.
CAUGGGUUUGGUUGGUGGUGGUAGACAAGAACUAUGAGAAUAUAUAUAACAUUGACGACGAUGACGACGACGACUACGACGACGACGACUAAAAUCGGCGCAUCAAAACUGGCGACGGCGCCAACUAGACUACUCCUGGUGGGUUAAAGUUGGCCAACAUAAAAUCCCGUGCACAUGCCUGAUGCAUUCAUUAGGGGGGAUAUACUCGUGCAGUGUACAACUUGCAGUAUUCAACCAUACUUCAAUAUAUGGUUUAAUACAAACUGGUGAUAUAAUAUUUCGGGUUAAACCCUUUCAGUCGCGACUCGCGAGUCAAUGUGAGAACAAGUCUUUCUCUCUUUCUCUCUCUUUCUUUAUCAGUCAGUCUUUCGGUCUUCAUAAGUCUUGUUGUCGUUGAUAUAUUUUCGGUUUUAUAAUUGUGCAAUUUUUGCAUUUAGAACAAUUUUUUAAUUUAAUCGGUAAAUAUAGUGCGGAUAUAUUUGAUUUCGAAAAAUAUUAUAAUAUCAAUUUUAGACAUUUAAAUUAUCUGUGAUUUUUUAUUUUUUUUCUAUUUUUUUUUUAAUUUUUUUGAACAAUUUUGAACGCGAUUAUAUUCAGUGUAUUUUAUUCAUUUUGUUUUGUUGAAUUUUUUAAAUUUACAUUAUGUAAUUUAAAAAAUUAAAAAAAAAAAAAACUAUUGACAAUAUAUUUUUUGGUGAAUUGAGACAACUUGGAAGAUAUAUAUUUUCAAGUUUAUGAAGAUUUUCCACAAGCUGAACAUCAAUUGAAGAUAAAAUUUCAUCAGUUACUGGGCGAGAUUGCAGCUAAUAUUGAAGAUUUCAUGUUCACGAAUUUUAAUAAACCAGGGUCGGGAUUGGAGAUAGACAAAAUGGACCAGCAAUAUUGCCUUCGGUGGAACAAUCAUCCGGCCAAUUUGACGGACGUACUAAGUUCACUGUUGGCAAGAGAAGCACUUUGUGACGUUACACUUGCAUGUGUUGGUGAAACAUUUAAAGCACAUCAAACAAUAUUAUCAGCAUGUAGUCCAUAUUUUGAAAAUAUAUUUCUACAAAAUAUACAUCCACAUCCAAUAAUAUUUUUAAAAGAUGUUAAUGAUAAUGAAAUGAAAGCAUUAUUACAUUUUAUGUAUAAAGGAGAAGUUAAUGUUAGUCAACAUUUAUUACCAAUGUUUUUAAAAACAGCUGAGGCAUUACAAAUACGUGGAUUAACAGAUAAUGGUGUUAAUAAUAAAAAUGAUGAUAAAAGUUCAUCACCAGAACCAGAUACACAAACAAGUACUAGACAUACUGAUUCACCAAAUUUACAAUCACAUCCAGAAAAAAGGAAACGAAAAGUAUCUAGUGGUAAUUAUGAUGUAUCAAUGACUGGACCACCUAGUGAAAGAUUCUUGUCUGAUUCACAGGCUUCAUCACAAUGUAGUUAUAAAUCAAGUCCAACAGUGAUUCCAAAAUUAAAUAAUACACUUGGUGGUGAUGCGGAAGAUGGAGGAAGGGCAAUGUCACCAUCAUCACAAGCACAAGCAUCAAUAAAACAAGAACUCGAUCACCACAUGCCUGACUUCCACGACAACAUUUCAUUACCAGGACACCCGGAAUUGUUGAGAGAGGAUGGUGGGCCAACGGGAAUGAAUGAUAGUCUGGAACAAUCUGAACACGGUAAUCAAGGCACGGAUAUUAAUAUUUUUUAUAUUUUAUUAUUUUAUAUAUUUUCUGUUUUUAAUCACUUGCUUGGAAUGAAAAAAAAAUACAUAAAUAUAUUUAAAGGUUCAAAAGCCUGGCACAUGCGGCUGACCUUUGACCGGGUGCCAGGUGGCUGCAACCUUCACAGGUGCAAGCUGUGCGGCAAGGUCGUGACGCACAUCAGGAACCACUACCACGUCCACUUCCCCGGCAGGUUUGAGUGUCCACUUUGUCGUGCAACGUACACUCGUAGUGAUAAUCUACGUACUCAUUUUAAAUUUAAACAUCCCGAAUCAAGAAAAAUUGAUUUAAAUGAUUUUGUUGCUAGUUCAUUGGCAUUAUCAGCAGCAAAUAAUGAUACUAUGAAUACACUAUCAUAAGGCGAGCUUGCGUGCGUGCGUGAUGCGUGCGCACGACAACAACUACAACAUCAACAACAACAACAACAACAUCAACAACAACAACUACAAAAUCAACAACAACAACUACAAAAUCAACAACAAAAACAACGCGAUGAUUACAAUAAUUUACAAUUAUUAUUAUCACAACAAUUACACAAUAAUACAUCGCGUUUACAACCACCCGUGUCGACCCUCAUUAAUGAGCUUGAACAACACCAACAACAACAACUACAACAAAAUCAACAACAACAUAAUAACAAUUAUUAUCAACACUUGCCGUUUUUACUCAUGAGUGAGAGGUCGUCACGACAAUUUUUAAUGUUCAAUCAUUUUUUUUCUGAACACCAAAUCUUGUAGGUUUUUAAUCUAUUUUUUUUAUUUUUUUUUUUUCUUUCGUGUUAUAAAUACAACUAGUGAUUGAGUAAACAAAAAAAAAAACAAAUAUAUAAUAUAUAUUGAGGCAAGAGAAAGAUUGAUAGGAAAUAUUGAAAAGAAAAGAAAAAACAAAAAAAAAAAAACUAAUAUAUUUAAUAAAUGGUGAUUUUUUUUUUUUUUUUCGUUUUAAGAGAAUAUGAUGGUUGUGCGUUGCGUGUGAGUGAACAUUUUAUUAAAAUAAUAAUAUUUUAUAAUAUUAGGAAAAAAGAAAAAAAGAAAAAAAUUUAUUAUAUUGUAUACUCAUUGCUGGGACGGGGGGGAAGGGGUAAUUUCGCUAAUCACAUUGAACAGCGAAUAUAUAUUUUGAAAAAAAUAUAUAAAAAUAUAUAUUUAUAAUUUUACAUUAGGUAUAUAAUAACUGACACAUGUGAGAAUAGAAGAGAAAAAAAAUCUUCGCGUUGUUUUACUGGUUAAUUUUUAUUAAUUGUUUUUUUUAAAAAAAAAAAAAAAAGAUUCAUGGGUGCAGCUUAGAUUUUGCUUUUCUUUCGUGCUAAAUUGCUUGAGCAAUUAUUAUUCAUUUAUUGUUUUAAAUAUGUGAAUAAAAGUACGAAAGGGAAAAUAAUAUUUUUUUUUUUUAUCGUAUGGACAAUUGAAUGAGAAGAAAAUUUAAAAAUUAUAAAUAAAAAAUAUAUAUAUAAAUAAUCAUGGGAGCAAAUGUGGUGCCAAUUCCUCCCGAAUGAAUGGCGUCGGCAGGCUGGCAGCCGAAAUGAAUAUUAAAUUAAUUAGUUAAUUGAUCAUUGUUUAAAAUACAAAAAUAAAAAAAUGAAAAAAAAAUAUAAAAAUAAACUUAAAUAGUAAAAUGAAAAAAAAAAUAAAAUAAAUUUAAUGAUUAAUCGAUUGAGCAAGGGUGAGUCGUACUAGUUGUUGAAAGUUUAUAGUUAGACUUCAUAUUAGAUGAACAAAAAAAAAUUAUAAAAACCAUUGGUAAUUGUUUGAAAAUUAUUUGGGGGAUUUAUAGCAAUAUAAAAUUAAUGUCAAUAUCAUAUUAUUAAUAAUAUAUUUGAGCUCAAUAAUUGUUGCACACAGACACAUUUGCACAAUAAAUUUUAAGAAAAAAAAAUAUAGAAAUAAAAUUUUCAGACACAUGACGAAGACUUGACAACAUAUUUUUUUUUUUUUUUUUUAAUAAUAAACACAAUGCACAAUCGAUUUACAACGAAAUUAAUCUUCCAUUAAUAUUUUUUAAACUUUUUAUUAUAUAAUUUUGUUAUAAAUAUUUUAACUUGUUUGAUUUUUCUUUCUUUUUUUUCUAUUUUUUUUGUCGUUCUAAUAUGAAUGUUUGACUAUAUCCACAUAACAACAACACCAGAUUUUUAUUUAAUCAAUUUUAAGUGAUAAUUAACAAUUUAAAAAAAUAUACUGUUUAUAAAACAGAUUGUGGAAAUUAAAACACACAUUCCACGAUAUUUGGGACUUAAAAAAAAAAAUGCAAAGAAAUAACAUCAACAAAAAACAAAACAAAUAUUUAUCAUAAAAAAAAAAAAAUUUAAUAAUUUUUUCUUAUUUUAACAAAUUAUGAUUUAUAGUAGAUAUAUUUUAUACUUAAUUAAUAUCUGUUAUUAUUAUUUACCACUAUUGGUAAAGAGAGAAAAAAAAAAAAACAUGAAAAAACUAAAAAAAAAAAAAUAUAUAAAUAUAUAAUUUAUCGUUAUAAUGGCAAUUUUCCUAUUAAAAUGGUAUGCUACCAAAUGUUCUGAUGAUAUUUUAAAAAAAUUAAUCAGAACAAAUUAUAUUGCACAUUGAUUAUUUAAUUGGUUGGGGUGCAAACCGUUUCUUACAUAAUUUUUAUUACAAAAACAAUUUUAUUAUCAUUAUUUUCGUCAUUAAUUAUUAUUUGUUUUUAUUAUUAUUAAAUAAACAAACAGAAAUAUAUUAAUAUAUUAAAAAUCAAUUUUUACAAUUUAAUAGCAAUGGGACACGUGAUAUGACAGUUUAAAUAACGAGCUGAUAAAUGAAUGUGAAAAAUAGAGUAAUAGAGAAAAACAAUUAGUUUUUUUUUUGAUUAUUUUAGUGACAGUUAUAUUGACACUAUAAUUUUUAAAAAAUAAAGCUGAGUCUAUACAUAUGUUGUUAAAAUGAGCCAAACCGAUAAGUCAUUGUGAUCACUAAUGAUAUUACCGUCGAAUUAUAAAUAUCUUUCUCUCUUUCUCGUUAAUUUUUUUUUUAGUUUUUUUUUUUUUUUUUCUUCUAGUUAUCGGGAUGGUUUCUAACUGAUUUUAAUAUUUAAAAUAAUGAAAAUCAUGGGGCCGUUUUCAUGGUUAAGGCUUAAAAAAAAAUAUAAUAUAUUUAAUACAAUACACAUUUAAAUACACACACACACACAGAAUACAAUAUCAAUUUAUUUAAUAUAUAUUUAAUCCAGAAUAUUAAUAUAUUAAACAGAUUUAUUAAUUAUUGAAAAUAAUAUAUUUGGAUAUUAUAUAUUUUGUUUGUUUUACCGUUUUAUGAUUUUUUUUUUUUUUAUAUAUUAUAUAUGUAUACAGAUAUGUUAUUUACUGUUUCAAUUGAGAAUGAUGAUAUGAAAAAAAAAAAAUAAUAUGAAACGAUGAAAAAUAAAUCAUUGUGUGUAUUACCGAGUUAUUAAAAAAUGAUCUUAAUAAUUUAUUUUUAAUUAUUUAAAUAAUUUAAAAAUUUGAAGAAAAAAUACACAGGCAAUCUCAUCAUUGAAUUAAUGAAAAAAAAUAUAUAUUUUCUUGUUUAUUUUAUUUUUUUUUUUUUAAUUAUUUUUAUUAUUUAUACAGUUAUAUUAAUAUUAUUAUUAUUAAUUGUUAUUGUAGUUGUUAUUUUACAGCUGAUAACAUGAUUGAGCUUGAAAAAGUUAAAAAGAAAAAGUAACUAAUUUACCUGUACUCCAACCAAAGUAUCAAUUGAUUUAUAUUAAUUUGCUUUUUUAUUUUUUUUCUUUUUUUGUAUUAUAUUAUUUAGAGUGAUUUUAGAACGAUUGAAAAUUGGCUUAGUAUUUAUUUCAGCUGGCAAGCAAUUCUAACAAUAAUACCAAAGGCAAUUUUCCGUUUAAACUGGUGUACAAUUGGGUUUUAAAAUUUUUGAAGCAUUUACGUUUCAGCAUUUGGUAUAACCGCGAACGAAAGCCUUGUUUCACAAAGCAAACGCCAGUUACAAACAAAAAUAAUAAAAUUUAAAAAAAAAACAACCAAAACAUAUACACACACACACAGGCAAGCAGACAGACACAAAUAAAUAUGAGAUAGAAAAUACUGUCAGAGGUAAAGAUAGGGGUACAUUUAGCCGAUAAUGACCGCGCCCUUUGAUCACCACAUAAUCAAUUUUCUCAUUGAAAUUUCAAUUUUACUGUACAGAAAAUAUAACAAGACCUCGACAAAGAAUACUUGAUAGAAAAAAAAACACUUAGCAUAUUAUCAUUUUUGUAAUAUAUCAAAUUGAAAAUUACAUUUUUUAAUAAUUUAUUUUUCUACUGAAAAUUGAAAGAUUAUUUUCAUUAUAUAUAAUUUUCCUUUUUUUUCUUUAUAAAUUUCAUUUUGAAAGAGAGAAAUACUUGAUAUAUAUUAUAUAAUAAAUAAAAAUUUAUAAUGGCCUGAAACCUCCAGUUACUUAAAGAAAAUUUAUAACUAAAAAAAAUGAAAUACAAUGACAAAUACCACGACUGCAUUCACGACGACGAAAACUAUUACACAAAAAAUAAAUAAAAAUAAAAUUACAAGACAAAAAUAAAAAGGCAGGCUGCCAGGCUGUAAACUUUUUAAGAAAAAAAUAUAAAACUAAUAACGAAAAAAUAAUAAAAUACAAGAGAAAAAGAAAAAAAAAAUUUAAAAAUUUAAAAAAAAAAAUUGAAAAAAAGUAAAUUAAUUUAAUAUUUAAAAAGAAUUUUAAUACCUAACUAAUGUAAUUAUUUACUGCUGCUAUUAAUAUACACUAUUUAAAAAAAAAAAAUAAAAAAUUUAGCUAAUGCAUCUUAACUACUACUAUUUAAUAAUUAUUAAUAAAAAAAUUUUGAAAAUAAUAAAAUAUUUAAAAAUGCGACACAAUUUGGCUAUUUAGCUAUUUAUAUUAUUUACAAUCGCGUGGUGUGGAGUUGGAACAUUGUGAUAUAGUAAGAUUGGUGCUAACACCUUAUUGAAAAUGAGAAAAUUUUAAUUAAAAAAAAAAAAAAACAAAAAAAAAAAUAUUUAAAAACGAAAAACUUGAAAAAAAAAAAAAAGAAAUGAUUGAAAUAUGCAGUGAUUGAGGGAAGUUGUGCAAUAAAUAAAAAAAAUGCAGUAAAGAACAAUGAAAUAAAUAAAUAAUAAAAGUGGGAAAAAUUUAAUAAUUGAAAAUAAUAAUUCGAUAAAUAUAUGGUUGUCAUUCUUUGGGGCGUGUCAAUUUUUUUCUAGUAGAUUUUUUAAAAAAAGUAGAAGAAAAAGUAGAGGAAAAUGUGUUCGUAAAUUGAAGUCUCGGGUUUCGUUUUUUUUUUUUUUAUAUGAAAAAGAUAAAACGAGCCAAAUAAACGUAGUUUGAGGAGAGUAAAAACGUUUGCCUCGUGUUAUUUUCAUCGACAUUGAGGCGAAUAUAAUCUGAGAAAGUUUUCCAAACUCGAACUGAGUGGAGUGUGCCAAAUGGAUAAAUUUUCGCAAUAUCUGAUUUCCAUUGAGUGAGUCAAAUACCUAAAUAUCUUUAUUUGUUUUUUAUUUAAAAAAAAAAAAUAAAAAAUUUUACAAGCAAAAUAAUUAAUUAUAAAAUAUAUUAAUUAAUCAUUUACCAAUUAAUUUAUAAAUAAUUUCAUUCAAAUUAAAUUUGAAAUAUUUAUAAACUCACUCAUUGUAAUUAGAUUUUUUUAAAAAAAAUAUAUAUAUAAAUUCUAAAAAGCCAACAUUAAAUUUAAAUAAAUCUAUUUCUUUUUCUUAAUCAGCACAAUAUACAAUGAUUUUUUAAAAUUAAAAAUAUAUAUAUAUAUAUAUUGUAGCACAAUUUGCGAUAAGAGAAAACUAUGGCUGUGCAAGAGAACAUUAUGAGUGUAUAGUUAAAAAAAAAAAUGAAAGAAAAAAAAAUUGGUGUUACCUAGAGAAUUAGAUUUAGACAAAAAAAAAUUAGAAUAAGAACAAGUUUUGUGUUUUGCCCGAUUAUUGAGUGACAACCUGACUAAAUUUAAAGAAAAAAAAAAAAAAUCAUUAAAAUGAAAAUAAGGAAAUCCCACAAAUCCUCCAAUUUGUAAAUUAUUAAUAAAUAAAUAAACAAAUAAUAGUGUAGAAAAUAUAAACUAAAAAAUUGAAAAUAAAAUUUUAUCAUCAUUUUACUUAAUAUAUAAAUUACUAAUAUAUAUGUAUAUAAAUAAUACAAGCGUAUAUACAUGUAUAUAAUUUAUCUCUAAAAAAAUAUUACAAUGUAUAUAUGCAUGUAUAUAUUAUUAAUAAUUAUUUUAUUGUUUUUAUUUUAUUAUUUUUUAUUGAAGGGUUUAACAUUGCUUGGGAUUUAUCCAGCAAUAAAAUUAGUGUGUUCUAUCGAAUUAAAAUAGAUAAAUAUAUAUUCAUUUUCAAUAAACAAAUUAAUUCAAAAAAAAAAAAAAAAACGAAAAAAUUUAAUAAUUAUUAAUAAUUAUAAAUAAAUCAAUUGAUAGUUAUUUAAAUUAACUUUUUUUUUUCUUUUUUUUUUUCUCUCUUGGGCAAGAUGACGAUGUGAUGAUGGUCAGACUGAAUAAGUUGUUUAAAUUUUUAAAAUGAAAAAUGCGGUAACAUUUAAAGGGACAAGAGGUUUUUGUUGUUUUAAAUAUAUAUUUUUUUUUUGUCAAUGUUGGGGUAAAAUCAUAAAUGGCAUAGUAAAAAAAUUUAUUAAUAAGUUAUAUAUAUUUACAAUCUCAUUGUUGUUUUUUUUUUAAAUUUAUUUUGAGUUAUUAAUUUCAUUCCGUUUUUUAAAAUUAUCUUCAACUUUGAUAUUGUUUUUUUUUCGUGGUACCUUGCUUUUACAAUGUCAAUGCUUAUUUAUGUUUUUUUUUUUUUUAUAACAAUGCUUUUGCUUGGGAAAAUUGAAUUUAAACAAACCACUGUUUUAUCUAAUUUUUUAAUACUUUUUUGCCAAUUUUCAACUUACUGACUUUUAUACCUCUUGAUAAUAUUUUUAUUGUUUUUUUUUUUUUAACUUUUGUGAGUGAAAAAAAAAUGAAAUAAUAUUGAUAUGAUUGAUAGUUUAUUUGGAUGAAUUUCGAUGAUACGAAAUACUUAUUAAAAUGGUUAAAUCGUCGAGACUGUUAAUCAGAAAUUUAAUCUUUUUUUUAUUGAAUUUUAAUAAACAAUAUUAUUUUUUGUUUAUCAGUCUCAACGUGCCAUCAAUUGCGGCACACUUUAUAAAUAUUAAAAAAUUCGUCAGUUAAUAAAUAAUAAAUGAAACUUAGAUUAUAACUCAAAAAAAAAAAGAACAAAAUAAAGCCACAUACAUUUGUAUAUGCAAUUAUAAUAAAUAAAUAAAUAAACCAUAACAAUGUUUAAACUGUAAAAAAAAAAAAAAUGGAAUAAACAUCUUGUUAUAGCUUAAUGUGGAGGAUAAACAAUUUUUUAUUAUUAUUUUUGUCAAAUAAUUAAUAAAUUUGUCAAAUAAAAAAUAUAAUCGUAGCGUCAUCGAACACCAAAUAUUCUGAUUUUUUUAUUACAAUAAUUUUUCAAUAAUAAAUAAGUAAAAAAAAAUUAAAAUCGAAGACGUUGCGAUUUUUUUUUUUUUUUAAAUAAUUUAUAAAAUAAAAUAGGCUGAAAGCAUUGUAUAUUCUCCUGGCUCGAAACGUACAAUAGGCACAUUAUAUAAAAAAAAAAAAAAAAAAAGUUCUGACCACGCAGAUUAAUUAUUAACUUAUUAAUAAAAAAAAAAAAACAAUUAAAUAAAAAAUAAUAAGCAGAAUAAAAAAAAAAAAACAAAAAAAGGGAAACUUAAAAUUAAGAGGUAAAAAAAAAUAAAUUUAAAUAAAUAAAAAUAUGAAUUUUAUUACAAAAAACAAAUUAAAAAUGAUAAAUUAAUAAUAAAAUAUACACACACACAUAUACACACAUAUACAAAAUGAAUUAUCAUUAAUACUUUAUGGUUUUAUCUAAUUAAAAUUCUAACUCGAUGAUGAUGAUGAUGAUGAAUGCAAUGGUGAGAUAAAAUGCUAAGAAAAAAAUUAUGUUGUAUUAUUAUAAACAAUGUAGAUAUAAUGCGAAUGAUGAAUGAUUUAAACAACAACAAAAAAAAGGGAUUUAAUCACAUGUGCAUUUAAUGUAUUUCAUACUAAUUUUUUGAUUAAACAUAAUUGUGUGUUAA